UGGCAUUGAAGGGAAGCGGCCAUCCAGAUGUCUGAUGCGUGAGCUGUGUCGUGCUGCCUGUUGCUGAAGACAGCAUCGAAGACUUCACCAUGAGGCAAGCAUCGCAGGUCAAGGGCACCACCGACCGCCCCUCCCUCCGCAGCCCCAUCCGCAGCCCUCGCGAGCAGUUCCCCGAGGCCGUGCAUGUCCCCCGCAAACCUGACACCGACGCCCAGUCGUCGCACUCGAGCAGCGCGGCCUCCCCGCAGACCCUCACUGGCAGCUCGGUGCGACUCAUGGAGAAGAUCCGCCACCUCACCAAGGAGAAUGAGGAGCUCUUCUCGCGGGUCGAGGAGCUCAGCCGCGAGAAGGAGAGCCUGCAGUCGGAGGUCGUGCAGACCAAGGACCUGCUGGAUGUCAAGGGCCUGGUGACCAGCCAGAAAGACAUCGAGAUAGAGUCCCUCCAGGAGCAGCUCAAGCUGGCGCAGCAGAUGGUCGACGAGCUGUCCAAGCGGGGCGGCGGGGGGCUGUCGUCGAUCUUCGGAGCGGGUGGCGGGAAGCCUCAGGAGAAGGUGGACACGGCCCAGCUGAUAGUGGAGGUCAAACAGAAGGAGCAGUACAUCAAGAACGUCAUGGCGACACUCGAGAUGAAGGACAAGAUGGUGCAGGACCUGCGCCACAAGCUUGACCGGCUGGUCGAGGACAGCGACCGGGAGGGCAGCAUGCUUAGGCGGGAUCUGAAGGACAAGGAGAGGGAGAUACGGCGGCUCGAGAACCACUCCAGCGACACCUGUGCCGAGAACGCCACACUCAUCAAGGAGAAGAACCGACUGGGCAACCGACUCGACGAGGUGACCGAGGAGAACGAGCGCCUCCAGGACGAGAUCAAGACUUGCCGCGAGCACCUGUCGGCGAGCGACGCUCGGGUGAUCGAGCUGGAGUCGGCCCUGGCGAGCAAGCAGUCCGACAACAUCCGGCUGGCGGAGAAGCUGCUGGAGCUGCAGAAGACCUGUGACUACUACGAGACGACUGUGCGGGUGUUCGCGUGCACUCAGAUCCUGGGGUACGGCAACAUCCCGGUGACGCUGAUGGUGCAGCACAGCGUCCAGACCGGCAGCAUCUCCCUCACCAUCAGCCGAUGGGGCUUCACCCAGAUCGUGGACUUCAGCCAGGUCACCACGGUGUCGCAGCUGAGCGCCACGGCCAAGCGGCUGCGCGUGCAGACCAAGCCGCUCGGCACUCUCACGUUCGAAAUGAAGGACCCAAAGGAGGUGAGUGAGAAUGUAAUGUAUCGGACACACACCUGCAGGCAGGACGGCAACACAACACAACACAACACGGGCACACUGCAUCUGUUUCAGGCCGGUGAGUGCGUGUCGGCCCUUCGCAAGUUCAUGAGUAAGCAGAAGACGCCAAGCCAUGACGACACACACGCACACACACACGUGAAUGCGCAUGGCCUGUCUCUUGAUCUAUCUCGUUUUGUUACUUAGAGUUGGCGGCGGAUCAGAUCGAGGACCGUGAGCGGCUGCAGGCGCAGCACUGCAUCGACGAGCUCGACACCUUCUUCGGCGUCUUCAAGGACGACGACGCCACACCAGAGCACAAGAAGAACAAGAAGGACAAAGACAAGGGCAUCGGGUCGUACGCUGAGGCGCUGUCGGUACGUAAGUAAGGGCUCUCUGUCUGAGAUCAGAUCAAAUCAUGCCAGAUCAUUGUGUGAAACCGGCGUGUUGUGUUGUGUUACCUCGCCAGGUGCUCGCUCAGGGUACUCCCUCAGCGAGCUCCUCGAGUGCGGCGGCUUCUGCCUCGGCGUCAGCAUCUGCAUCAGCUGCCGCCCCUCCAGAGAGCGUACGCCAACCACCGACAGACACAUAGAAAGACCCACACCCAGACUUGCACUUAUCAGUCAUGUGUGUCGUCCUGUCUCCGAUUCCCCGUCGUGCAGGCGAGCAGGUUUGACUCCCGGUCUGAGUCGGCGGGUUCGCACCGUCUGGGCCAGUCCAUCAUGGGCGACUUCUGGCACGCAUUCCGGCAGCUCGCAUCGGGCAGCAUCAGCGGCGCAGAACGGCACACACAACCCGAGCCGGCAGAGGCCGCCGCUCACGUCCCAUCGCCGACGGCGACCGAUGAGACGGUCCCCGACCAGCCGGCAGGGAGGGCGAGACGUGAGGAUCGCAGGGGUGGUGGUGGUGAUGGUGAUGAUGGUUGUCCGCCGCACCCGGUGGACAUCAUGCAGCACGCCGGCAAGGGCACAGGCACUUCGCCGCGCAGCGAUGUGUCGCACACCGACUCGGAGACGUCAGAAGUCGACAUCAACGUUAGCGACCCCCCUCGCGCCGCCCCGUCACCCAAGCCACUGUCACCUGCAGACGAGGAGCCAACUCGUCGUGUCACUCGAGCGGGCCUCCCCGCUCUCCGUGGCUCGCGCAAGGCCGCCGCGGCAGGUGGGUGGGGUGACGGCGAGCAGCAUCUGCAGGACGGCGCGAGUUCACCGACCAGCUCUGCCUCCCCAGUGCACCGCAACCUGCCCACGAGGGCAUCUCGCUUCAUGCAUCAGCAAGAGAGGGGUGCGCCAACAUCGACAACGCAGGAGGGCUCCUCCCCCAGUGUCCGCAGUUUGACGAGCAGCACGGUGGGGGAUGGGGCCACGGUCACGGUCACGGCCAGGGCGGCCGGCAGCGCACUGCUGCCGCCCCUUAAGAGCGUGCCCUUGCCCGAGACGGAGAUAGAGGUGGAUGUGGGCAGUGACGAGGAGGGUGAGGGUGAGGCUGAGGGUGAGGGCGAGGAAGGGGGGCAGGAGGAUAGGCAGGAGCAUGAGACGGGUGUCGCUGCCAACACUCUCAGGGAGAGUCAGAGGGAGGAGGAGGGGGAUAUGACCGUGAUAGCAUGUGGGGCCGGGGAGGGGGAGGGGGAGAGGCAGGCAGCCGGCGAGGAGGGAUGAGUGAGGCUUAGUCGGGUCGGCCGGGUCGGUGUUUCUCAAACAAUCCUCACGUGUCUGUGGGUGGACAUCAUCGUGUUUUUCGUGCCUUGCUUCCUUCCGUCCCUCCUUGCUUUAUGGGAUGGCUGCCUCGGCCGGCUUGUGUGUCAAGGAAACGGCGUGGUGUCUUCUCUUCUUGUUGUCUUCGCACCUAUGACGUACUAAGCGACUGAUGGAUGGAUGGAUGGAUUGCAUUGGAUGACCUACGGGGCGGGGCCUGGCUAGCUGUCACAAACAUCCUGGUUCUUACUCGCCGGUGGUGUCGAAGGUAGAUGU
This is a messenger RNA of Vitrella brassicaformis, 3235 nucleotides long. NCBI's taxonomy places the organism in Eukaryota, Vitrellaceae. The record is from the annotation of a GenBank genome assembly.